ACCAAUCAAAAAUGAGUAAAAUGAUACAUUACUAUAAAUCUCUAUUUACAUUUGAGUAUAUAAAGGAAGCCAUAAUACAGAAACGAAGUUGAAAAUUUAUUUCAUAAUUAGGCAUGCUUUGGAGUAUCGCUUUACCUCCCAAGAUAGCUUUCGUGUUUACUAUCCUAGUAAUACUAUUCCAAAAUAAAGCGAAAUGUAGAAAGUCUUCACUGGAUGUUACUAACCCUGAGACAUGGAAGAAGCUAGCUGAUCAAAAAUUUGAAAAAUUCAAAAAGACCUAUGCAUAUUCAACAGUUAAACGUCCAAAGAAUGUUAUCUUAUUCCUUGGAGAUGGAAUGAGUAUGAGCACAGUGACGGGUGCAAGAUAUCUGAAGGCAGAGAAAAUGAAUCUUCUAGGUGGUGAUGUAGAGUUAGCAUGGGAAGAAUGGCCUGUAGCAUCACUUGUUCGUACAUUUAAUUCAGACAGAUUGACAACAGAUUCUGGGUCUGCUGCCACAGCGUUUUUGUCAGGUGCAAAAGGGAGUUUUGAGACUGUCGGUGUUACCGGUAAUGUGAGUUGUUGCCAAUGCACUGAACUGAAAGAAGUGGAAAGAGCAAAAUCUUCACUUCAUUAUGCAACUAAAGCAGGACUGUCUACUGGAAUAGUGACCACUACUAGAGUUACUCAUGCAACUCCUGCAGCAUCAUACGCUAACAUAUUGUUUCGAGAUUGGGAGGGAAAUGGAGCAACAAAUGACAAAGGAUAUAAAUGUGUGGAUGCUGCUGCACAACUACUAACGAAUGGUUCUGAUAUUAACGUUGUAAUGGGAGGUGGAGCGUCAGUAUUCUAUGGAUCAAAUGAAAGCCUCGCUUUUCAAGCCAAAGGAAGACGGUCGGAUUUCCGCAAUCUCUUACAAGAAUGGCGGCAGAUCCAGACUCAAAAGCAACGCAAGCAUGCUGUGUUACAUACAACUAAAGAGUUUAAAGACACAGACUGGUCGUCUGUUGAUUUCGUUCUGGGUUUGUUUGCUCCAAAUCAUCUGGACUACUACAUUAAUAAUGCAGACCAACCAACUUUAGCUGACAUGACAGAAGCUGCAAUCAAAGUAUUAUCUCGUAAUCCAAAAGGAUUUCUUCUCUUAGUGGAAGGCGGUCGAAUUGAUCAUGGUCAUCACACCAGUCAAGCACAAUAUGCAUUAACUGAAACUUUGGAAAUGGAGAAAGCUGUUGAGAGAGCACUCAGUCUAGUUAAUCCAUCUGAGACACUGUUAAUGGUUACGGCUGAUCAUGCACAUGUUUAUGGAGUAGUCGGUUAUCCUACAAGAAGCACAAGUAUAUUUGAUGUGGAUAGCACUAAAAAAGGGAAUGACAAUAAAUCCUACUUGAUAUCCAGCUACUUCAAUGGACCAGGAGGUCUCUUGGAUAAACCUCGGACGGAUCCUGCAACAGAGGAACGAUUUGAACCUAGUUAUAUUGCUCAGUCACUUGUCAAUGUGUCGUUUGGUACACAUAGUGCUGAAGAUGUUCCAAUUUAUGCCUUGGGUCCAUAUAGUGAACUGUUUCAUUCUCCGUGUGAUAAUACCUUCAUAGCACAUGCCACUAUGUAUUCACUUUGUGUUGGACCAUAUGCAGAUGAAGCACAUUGUUCCAGUGGGCGUAAUGGAUCCCAUCGGAGUUUAUUUCAAAUGAAAUAUUAUUUAAUUUUCCUUAGCCUUAUUCUAUACUAUUUUCUUCACUAAAUUUAUGUAUUGCUGAUGAAUAUAUCUGAAACUCUAACAACUAAUCACAAGUGUACUGAAAAAUUAUUGUUAUAUAUAAUAGUGAUGCAAAUUUAUUCUAUGAGCGGUUGUCAUGUUUACUUUUGGAAUGUUAUUCAUUUUAUCCCUUACUUCUCUUAUGUUAGAUUUCAGCUUUUCAGUUGUAUAACUGUGAUAAGUCGUCAUUAUAGUGAAUUAAUUGUACUCCUUUUUUGACUGAUGUAUUUACUUAUUUAUUUAUUUAUUAUUAUUUUUUGAACAAUAUUUCCAUCUCAAAUGAAGAAUGAUUAUGUAAUUAAGUCUCAUAGAUACUACAAUCACUUGUUGUUGUCUUUCUCCCUGGUUACUUUCUUUAAAACUCACACCAUUUUGAAAGUUUUAAAGAGUUAUAGUAUAUAACAGAGCCAAUUUUAUUGUUGUAUCUGUAAUAGAAGGAGAGAGAGAAUAACGCGAGUGAUAAACAACGAAUGAACGAAAAAUAACUCUGUGUAAGGAUUUUCCAUCUAUGCUACCAGGGUUACAAGUGAAUAAAAUUCUUAUUAUCAUAUGCUUUUAUCGAUACUGUUUUCUUUUCAUGUGUUCAUACCAAACUAUAUUUUUAGAAACAUUUUUUUUUAACAGAAAAUGUUGUGAGAAAUUUGUAUUGCUUUUGUCAUUCAACUUGAUUAUUAUUAUAGUGAAAUCCCAAUAUCAUUGAGUCAGUAUACGCAUGACUAAUGCAUGACUUUAUCAAAGUAACCUGUAAAAUUAAAGGUUAAUUUUUGUUUUUUAUUCUAAAUAUCAAAGUUUGGGGUGAUUUUAUUUUUUUUAAUUUAUUCAUAGCAAGUUUUGCGUUUCCAAUAUACCAGUUCAUAAUUUGACAUAGGAGAUUGAUUUGGUUGUUAUUACCUUAAAGUUAGUUAAGAUUCACUCUGGC
Trichobilharzia szidati is the source of this 2652-nucleotide messenger RNA. NCBI's taxonomy places the organism in Eukaryota, Metazoa, Platyhelminthes, Trematoda, Strigeidida, Schistosomatidae. The record is from the annotation of a GenBank genome assembly.